GUCCGGAAAAGUAGAUUACUAUUGGCCAAGAAUUGUAAACAAAAACAUCGCUAUGAGAGGCCAAUCCGUGAAAACUGCCCUGAAAACUGACGACUGCACUUGAAAUUAUAUACACUUUCAAAAUUAAGAUACGUCGAUUUUGACAUUUGGAGAUAUAUACGUCACGUCGAAAUCGACCAGGGCACCCUCUUACAGAAAUCUACGAUUCUCUUUGUAUGAACUAGAUCCAUUAUGAUCUGUAUAAGUAAUAAAAUAGUCAAAUCGUAUACCAUCAGCAAUACCGCAAUUAAAAUCGUGUUUUAUUAUUAUGAUUCCGGAUUACCAAUAUUGUGAAUUUUUUUCGCACGGCACUUUAAUUUCAUACAAGUGUUUCAUUAUUUUGAGGUUUCAAAAUUUAUUUAAUUAUAUUCGAUCAAUAAUUUCGACGACUGAAUAAAAUAUUGAUCACGGAAGUGUUUUUAAUCACUUAUCGAAGUAAUAUUGUUGUCACUCGCUUCCCGCGAGUUUUCUGGUAAUUGAUCAAACAUCGUCCCGCACAUUCGUCAACAAUGGCGAAUUCGGUUGCCGAUAACAAACGGGCUGUUACGAACAAUUUAUCCACUAUUUAUGGCAGAGUGCCAACAAUUGGAACGGACAGGAUGAGGGUGACAUUCUGUACGGAUAUGGACAAGUCCGUUAUAGUUUACAACUUUGAAAAAAGAGGCUGGACUCAAGUUGGUCCAGAAGAUGAUUGGAAUUUUUACUGGGCUGUCACCCAAUCAUGCCGAACUAUUUUUAGCGUGGAAACUGGCUACAGAAUGAGUGAUAAUCAAACCAUCAACCACUUUCCCAAUCACUAUGAACUAACACGCAAAGAUUUACUGGUGAAAAACAUAAAAAGAUACCGAAAAGACUUGGAGAGAGAAGGAAGCCUGCUCGCUGAGAGAGGAGACGGACCAGGAAAAUAUCUUCACCUCGAUUUUAUACCAGUUACAUUUGUACUACCAGCAGAUUAUAAUAUGUUUGUGGAAGAAUAUCGCAAGUCUCCACAAAGUACUUGGAUAAUGAAACCAUGUGGUAAAUCACAGGGGGCUGGAAUAUUCCUUAUAAACAAAUUGAGUAAAUUGAAGCGAUGGUCUCGUGAAGCUAGAAAUCCAUUCAACCCCAACCUUACUAAAGAAUCAUACGUUAUUUCCAGGUAUAUCGACAAUCCACUCUUAAUUGGGGGGAAGAAAUUCGAUCUUCGGUUGUAUGUGCUAAUCACUUCAUUUCGACCCCUAAAGGCAUAUCUUUUCAAGCUUGGAUUCUGUCGAUUUUGCACAGUAAAAUACGAUACUAGUAUUCAAGAACUUGACAAUAUGUAUGUUCAUCUGACAAACGUGUCUGUACAAAAACAUGGAGAUGAAUACAAUAGCUUACAUGGUGGGAAAAUGAGUGUACAAAACUUGAGAUUGUACUUAGAAAGUACUCGAGGAAAGUCUGUGACAGAAAAACUUUUUGCUAAUAUUUCUUGGUGUAUCGUACACUCUUUAAAAGCUGUUGCUCCGGUAAUGGCAAACGAUCGACACUGCUUUGAGUGCUAUGGCUAUGAUAUUAUCAUUGACAAUAAACUAAAGCCAUGGUUAAUAGAGGUUAACGCAUCACCAUCUUUAACUUCCACUACGGUGAACGAUCGAAUUCUAAAGUACAAAUUGAUUGACAACAUUAUAUCAGUAGUCGUUCCUCCCGACGGUGUACCUGACGUCAGAUGGAAUAAGUGUCCGUCGCCUGAAGCUAUGGGGAAUUUUGAGUUACUCCUGGAUGAAGAAUUAGCAGCCCAGGACGAGAGAGACAACCCUACAGGAAAAUUUCGAAAUCAAUCAAACAAAUGGAAAUAAAGUAUUACAUAAGGGAAUUGGAUUCGUUUGCAAAACAGUUGUAGCUGAACCUCACCUCUUAUUUCUUUGGAUAAUAAAGCAGAUAUUCAUAUUUUCAUUAUUAUUAAUAUUACUAUUACUGAAUCUACUUGUAACGUACUUUGGUAAAUUGUAUUGCCGCUAAUGCGGCAAAUGUUGAACGGUGAAUUAAUUACAAACAAACGCAUUUGAAAUACACUUAACGAAUUGUUGAAUUGAUUCAGAAUUCUAAUUCUGCUUCUCUACUUAGAAUGAAUGCUGAUAAUAAUUAGCAAUACUAUGAUUUAAAAUACAUUAACAAAAGUUUUAUUUAUUAUCUUUAUAUUCUUAUAAAUAUUUUAGUUAUAAUGAUGUGAUGCGAUGAUGGCAAACAUACAAAAUAUAGGUCAUAAUUUCAGUCUUGAAUACUAAACGAGAAUAAAAAUUGAAUCAGAAAUCCUGCUCAAAAUACUACCAGUGGAA
This is a messenger RNA of Neodiprion virginianus, 2336 nucleotides long. RefSeq names its product polyglutamylase complex subunit TTLL1 (gene TTLL1B). Gene Ontology annotation, cellular component: cilium. NCBI's taxonomy places the organism in Eukaryota, Metazoa, Arthropoda, Insecta, Hymenoptera, Diprionidae. The transcript has 10 exons. Gene Ontology annotation, biological process: microtubule cytoskeleton organization; protein polyglutamylation. The coding region runs from base 549 to 1856 and encodes 435 amino acids. Gene Ontology annotation, molecular function: tubulin binding; tubulin-glutamic acid ligase activity. The record is from RefSeq and is a predicted model, not a curated record.